UGCUCUUCAUUUCCGUGCUGUAGGCGGGCAUCCAGACGGGAUUCACAGCCCGCCCCCUUCUCCGGCCAUCAUCCCGCGGCUGGGUUUCCACAGAGAGAGAGCCACAGUUAGCCUUAUGGAGCUCUUGGUCAGGGUCGGGGCCGUUGGCCUCGUGGUGAGGUGGAACAGCUGUGGAGCGGGCCCUGUAGCUUGUUCAACCGACAGCGUCAUAUCGGCUCGCUGCCUCGGAGCUAGUAUGGGUUAAAUUAUCCACUGGUCUGAACGGUUCGCGAAGCUGUCAGGUGUCACAAAGAUCGAGCCCUCCACCCGCAUAGACUAAAUACCGAUAUAUCCACCUUGGGAUAUCUCGUCGGGUUUGUGCUCGUCUCGUCGGAAGAUGGGAGACGACGAGUGCACACAGUAGGCCCAGGCUAGCGGUACAAACUUUAAUGUGUCCCACAUCAUGAAGACCAACACACAUUUGUUUCGUAUAAAAAAAAAGAGCAGGAAGAGAAAUGAAAAGGCGAGGACGUAACGAGUAGCAGUUUCUGAACAGCCAGGAUCAGCAAGCGAACCGGCCACCAACUCUGGGCCGGGUGCCGUUGGAUGCUGUCCUUGACGACACUCCUUACUCCCACCCCCUGACGCACACAAGACGACCUCCAACGAAGUAUGUUUCUUCAGCUCUGCAGCGGAAUGGCGCGGCUAUGGGAGCGCAGGGGGGCGAGGGCGAGGGCACGCGAGUCGUCCGGCCCCUCGCCACGACGGAUAUUACCUAGGCCUGGCGAGACCUACCUUGAAAUGACCAGGCCAGGCAGAGGUCGACAAAGGAAGAUUGGGUGAAAUGCACGCGUGCGGCUGCCGCAUGGGUCAAGAGACGUCUCCAAGGUGACGGCCAGAAAACGCCGCAGAUGCAAAAGGGUAAUGCGCCCAAGCCUUCGCGAGGUGCGCCAAGAGCCAGUCGAGCAACCUAGCACAGCCAGCGAUGCUGCAGAGAGCGAGCCCGCAGCCGACAACGGGCUGGGCGGACCAUCAAUGGGAAGCCGCCCAACAAACAGGAAGCAGGACAAACCCGGCCAAGACACGGCCACUCUGUCGCUGCCAACACCGCAAGCGCAAACGAGGGAAACGCCGGCGCACAUGCUUGGAGCCCAGAGGCAGGCAUGGCAAGCUCCAGGUGUGGAUAAUGACUCGUGCCCGGCCAUGUGGCUCCGAGCACGGAACUCUGGCCUCAGCUCCAGACCCCACCCGCGACCGGGCGAUGGGGAGAAGUCGUCCCAAAAAAGAGAGAGAUGUGAUGCGAUGAUCGUCGGCUCGACAAAACAAGGAGUCGUAGAUCUGGGUUUUCCGGCCUGGGGCCAGCGGUGUGCGAAUCAUGAACACAGCUGCGCGCAUCAUCCUCAUGACUCUUCUGGUCCCCCUCCCCUGCUCCCCUGGCGCUGAUUUGCGGCCGAGCUCGGGCCAAUACUCUGCGCCUAGGCAAGGAUAGGGGUUGUCCUGGCACAACGUUGUAUGCACAUGAUUCCCUUCCUG
Gaeumannomyces tritici R3-111a-1 is the source of this 1512-nucleotide messenger RNA. RefSeq lists its product as hypothetical. NCBI's taxonomy places the organism in Eukaryota, Fungi, Ascomycota, Sordariomycetes, Magnaporthales, Magnaporthaceae. The transcript has a single exon. The record is from RefSeq and is a predicted model, not a curated record. Bases 904 to 1422 code for a protein of 172 amino acids.